GGCGGGGCAGGGAACCCGGGGAGGGGAGGAGAGGGAAAGGAGCGGAGGGGAGGAGACCGCGCGGGGUGGGGCCCGGCGGGUACGCGCUCGCUGCGUCGACGUGCUGACGCCAUGACGUCCCGGCCGGUGUGUGUCGGUGUGUGUGUGUGUGAGUGUGCGCGCUCCGAGUGUGUGUGUAUUUGUGUAUCGGCGGUCCCGCAGGUCCCGGAUGUUGCGGACAGUAUGAGGCGAGCGCAGGGGGACGGGGACCAGCUGCUGUCGCCGCCGCUCUCAGUCGGAGUCUCACUCUGUCACCCAGGCUGGAGUGCAGUGGCACAAUCACGACUCCCCACAGCCUCGACCUCCUGGGCUCAGGCAGUCCUUCUGCCUCAGCCUUCCAAGUAGCUGGGACUACAGGGUGAAGAGAGAACAGAAAUCUUUACCCCCUGACUUUGGAAAUCUUGUUUAACCUUCAAGCUGGCGAUGUCAAGGGUUCCAAGUCCUCCACCUCCGGCAGAAAUGUCGAGUGGCCCCGUAGCUGAGAGCUGGUGCUACACACAGAUCAAGGUAGUGAAAUUCUCCUACAUGUGGACCAUCAAUAACUUUAGCUUUUGCCGGGAGGAAAUGGGUGAAGUCAUUAAAAGUUCAACUUUUUCAUCAGGAGCCAAUGAUAAACUGAAAUGGUGUUUGCGAGUAAACCCAAAAGGGCUAGAUGAAGAAAGCAAAGAUUACUUGUCACUUUAUCUGUUACUGGUCAGCUGUCCAAAGAGUGAAGUUCGGGCAAAAUUCAAAUUCUCCAUCCUGAAUGCCAAGGGAGAGGAAACCAAAGCUAUGGAGAGUCAACGGGCAUAUAGGUUUGUGCAAGGCAAAGACUGGGGAUUCAAAAAAUUCAUCCGUAGAGAUUUUCUCCUGGAUGAGGCCAACGGGCUUCUCCCUGAUGACAAGCUUACACUCUUCUGCGAGGUGAGUGUGGUGCAAGAUUCUGUCAACAUUUCUGGCCAGAACACCAUGAAUAUGGUAAAGGUUCCUGAGUGCCGGCUUGCUGACGAAUUAGGGGGUCUGUGGGAGAACUCCCGGUUCACAGACUGCUGCUUGUGUGUUGCUGGCCAGGAAUUCCAGGCUCACAAAGCGAUCUUAGCAGCACGUUCUCCAGUUUUUAGUGCCAUGUUUGAACAUGAAAUGGAAGAGAGCAAAAAGAAUCGAGUUGAAAUCAAUGAUGUGGAACCUGAAGUUUUUAAGGAAAUGAUGUGCUUCAUUUACACGGGGAAGGCUCCAAACCUCGACAAAAUGGCAGAUGAUUUGCUGGCAGCUGCUGACAAGUAUGCCCUGGAGCGUUUAAAGGUCAUGUGUGAAGAUGCCCUCUGCAGUAACCUGUCCGUGGAGAACGCUGCAGAAAUUCUCAUCUUGGCUGACCUCCACAGCGCAGAUCAGUUGAAAACUCAGGCAGUGGAUUUCAUCAACUAUCAUGCUUCGGACGUCCUGGAGACCUCUGGGUGGAAGUCCAUGGUGGUGUCACAUCCCCACUUGGUGGCCGAGGCAUACCGCUCUCUGGCUUCAGCACAGUGCCCUUUUCUGGGACCCCCACGCAAACGCCUGAAGCAGUCCUAAGAUCCUGCCUGAUGUAAGACUCCUUUAUUUUCCAGAAGCAGCAGCCACUGUUGCUGCCACUGACCACCAGGUAGACAGCGCAAUCUGUGGAGCUUUUACUCUGUUGUGAGGUGGAAAGACUGCACUGUGGCCCAGACUUUUAAAACAGCACUAAAUACCUUGGGGGAAGUGGGGGGGAGGGAAGGGCCCAGGACUCGGGGCUGUUCAACCUAAUGAAAGCCUGUUGCUGCGUCACUGUGUUCCCUUGGCCUGGCCAGGUUUGAUACUAUGGGGAUGCAGUUUAGGCGCUGGCCCCGAGGACAUCCCAGCGGUGGUACUUCGGAGAAACUUGUCUGCAUCUGACUGAGCAGAACAAAUCGUCAGGUGCCUGGAGCAAAAA
Molecule: messenger RNA, 1966 nt
Organism: Carlito syrichta (Philippine tarsier)
Lineage: Eukaryota; Metazoa; Chordata; Mammalia; Primates; Tarsiidae
Gene: SPOP
Product: speckle type BTB/POZ protein
Exons: 12
Coding region: 463-1587 (374 amino acids)
Biological process (GO): regulation of proteolysis; proteasome-mediated ubiquitin-dependent protein catabolic process
Cellular component (GO): nucleus; cytoplasm
Molecular function (GO): ubiquitin protein ligase binding
Source: RefSeq, a predicted model, not a curated record